This is a messenger RNA of Paramecium pentaurelia, 577 nucleotides long. The record is from the annotation of a GenBank genome assembly. Lineage: Eukaryota; Ciliophora; Oligohymenophorea; Peniculida; Parameciidae.
CAUGUAGUCCACUAGAUCGAAUUCUGCAUAAUAUAGAACCUGCAACUCAUAAUAUGGAUAAGGUUGGUUAUUACAUUAAGGAUAAUAGUAAAUCAAACUGAAUGAAGCUCCAGUUCCUACUUAUGCUGAAAUCGUUAGAAGCAUGCAAGUUAUUAAUCUAAUUAUGACUUUAGGAUUUCAAAAGGGCUGAAAAAUUGAUAAAAAAUAAAUUAGUUGCAUAACAAAUUAGUUUGGAAUCUGAAAAGAAAGAAACUGAAGAAUAGAAACAAAGAAGAAAAAUCGAUAAUAAAGUACCUCCAAAACCUUUUCCUGUAUAAGAAGAUUAAUAUAAAAAACCACCUUUGGGAAUCAAUGUUGGUAUUAUGCAGAUCGAAUUAUUUAUGUAGGUUUACCUAUAUAUGAAACUUCUAAUAUGUAAUAUGGGUAAUUGAAUCCUACUAAAUUUGAAUUAAUUGAAAAGUAUUAUCCUAGAGAUGCCAAAUUUACUUAAGGAUUUUUAGGGAGCACUUAUAAAUUUGAUGGUUUAAAUACAAGUGUUGCUUUUUCAAAAACUCAUAAAGCCUUAGAUGAAUACUGA